AUGAGCGCUCUGACCCAGUACAAGCCCGUUGCCACUUCUGAGAAGAAGAGCGGCGCCAUGUCGUUCCUUCUGGACCUGGCUGCCGGCGGUGUUGCCGGCGGUAUCUCCAAGACCGUUGUGGCCCCCAUUGAGCGUGUCAAGCUGCUUCUGCAGGUGCAGGCCGCCUCGACGCAGAUCAAGCCCGAGGACCAGUACAAGGGCAUCGUGGACUGCUUCGUGCGUGUGACCAAGGAGCAGGGCGUGAACUCGCUGUGGCGCGGUAACCUGGCCAACGUCAUCCGUUACUUCCCGACGCAGGCCUUGAACUUCGCCUUCAAGGACAAGUUCAAAAAGCUGUUCAUGGACGGUGUGACCAAGGAGCAGUUCUGGCGCUUCUUCAUGGGCAACCUUGCCUCGGGCGGUGCCGCCGGUGCCACCUCGCUGCUCUUCGUGUACCCGCUUGACUUUGCCCGUACCCGUCUUGGUGCCGAUGUCGGCAAGGGCAAGUCGCGUAUGUACACCGGUCUGGUGAACUGCGUGUCCACGAUCUACAAGUCGGACGGUAUCAGCGGCCUGUACCAGGGCUUCGGUGUGUCGGUUGGCGGUAUCAUCGUGUACCGUGCCGCCUUCUUCGGUGGUUACGACACCCUGCGUGACGUUGCUCUGCGCGACCCCAAGAACGCCCCCGUGUGGCAGAAGUGGCUGGUGGCCCAGACCGUGACCUCGCUGGCCGGUAUGAUCUCGUACCCCUUCGACACCGUGCGUCGUCGUAUGAUGAUGCAGGCUGGCCGUAAGGACAUUCUGUACACGUCCACGCUUGACUGCGCCAUGAAGAUCGCUAAGAACGAGGGUUCGGGCGCUUUCUUCAAGGGUGCUGGCUCCAACAUCCUGCGUGGCACGGGCGGUGCUAUCGUGCUGGUGCUGUACGAUGAGUUCAAGAAGAUGAUGGUCUAA
Molecule: messenger RNA, 933 nt
Organism: Phytophthora infestans T30-4
Lineage: Eukaryota; Oomycota; Peronosporomycetes; Peronosporales; Peronosporaceae
Product: ADP/ATP translocase, putative
Exons: 1
Coding region: 1-933 (310 amino acids)
Biological process (GO): mitochondrial ADP transmembrane transport; mitochondrial ATP transmembrane transport
Cellular component (GO): mitochondrial inner membrane
Molecular function (GO): ATP:ADP antiporter activity
Source: RefSeq, a predicted model, not a curated record